Molecule: messenger RNA, 1675 nt
Organism: Canis lupus familiaris (dog)
Lineage: Eukaryota; Metazoa; Chordata; Mammalia; Carnivora; Canidae
Gene: HGD
Product: homogentisate 1,2-dioxygenase
Exons: 14
Coding region: 176-1513 (445 amino acids)
Biological process (GO): L-phenylalanine catabolic process
Cellular component (GO): cytoplasm
Molecular function (GO): homogentisate 1,2-dioxygenase activity
Source: RefSeq, a predicted model, not a curated record
UUAUCAGUGAACUAAUUCUUGUGGCUGAUUUGAGCUGCCUGCUAACCAGUGAGCCCAGUGAAGUGGUGGGAAUAACAUCCAGAAAGUGGGUUGAAGGAGAAACCGAAGUAUUUUGGCUCCAUACCUUCUCUGAGCCCACAUUUCCUGAAGUCAUCACGCCUGCAGCAGAGGGAAAAUGGCCGAGUUAAAGUACAUCCCCGGAUUUGGGAAUGAGUGUGCCUCAGAGGACCCUCGCUGCCCAGGUGCCCUGCCAGAAGGACAGAACAAUCCUCAAGUCUGCCCUUACAAUCUGUAUGCUGAACAGCUCUCAGGAUCUGCUUUCACUUGUCCACGGAGCACAAAUAAGAGAAGUUGGCUGUAUAGAAUUCUACCUUCAGUUUGUCACAAGCCCUUUGAAUCCAUUGACCAAGGCCAUGUCACUCACAACUGGGAUGAAGUUGAUCCUGACCCUAACCAGCUUCGAUGGAAACCAUUUGAAAUUCCAAAAGCAUCUCAGAAGAAAGUGGACUUUGUGAGUGGCCUGCAUACCUUGUGUGGAGCUGGAGACAUAAGGUCUAACAAUGGACUUGCCAUCCAUAUUUUUCUCUGCAACACCUCCAUGGGGAACAGAUGCUUUUACAAUUCAGAUGGGGACUUCUUGAUUGUUCCCCAGAAAGGAAAACUUCUCAUUUACACUGAGUUUGGCAAGAUGCUUGUGCAGCCCAACGAGAUCUGCGUCAUUCAGAGAGGAAUGCGGUUCAGCAUAGAUGUCUUCGAGGAGACCAGGGGCUAUAUCCUGGAGGUCUACGGUGUCCACUUUGAGUUGCCUGACCUGGGACCAAUUGGAGCCAAUGGCUUGGCCAAUCCUCGUGAUUUUUUGAUACCCGUUGCCUGGUAUGAAGAUCGCCAAGUACCAGGUGGCUACACUGUGAUUAAUAAAUACCAGGGGAAGCUAUUUGCUGCCAAACAGAAUGUCUCCCCAUUCAAUGUCGUGGCGUGGCAUGGGAACUACACCCCCUACAAGUACAACUUGGAGAACUUCAUGGUCAUUAACUCGGUGGCCUUUGACCAUGCAGACCCAUCCAUCUUCACAGUGUUGACCGCCAAAUCUGUCCGUCCUGGAGUAGCUGUUGCUGAUUUUGUCAUCUUCCCGCCUCGAUGGGGGGUUGCUGACAAGACUUUCAGGCCUCCUUAUUACCACAGGAACUGCAUGAGUGAAUUCAUGGGACUUAUCAAAGGUCAUUAUGAGGCAAAGCAGGGUGAGUUCCUGCCAGGAGGAGGCAGCCUGCACAGCUCAAUGACCCCCCACGGGCCUGAUGCUGACUGCUUUGAGAAGGCCAGCAAAGCCAAGUUGGCACCCGAGAGGAUUGCUGAUGGCACCAUGGCAUUUAUGUUUGAAUCUUCUCUAAGUAUGGCCGUCACCAAGUGGGGGCUCAAGUCCUCUAGUUGUUUGGAUGAGAACUACUAUAAGUGCUGGGAACCUCUCAAGAGCCACUUCACCCCUGAUUCCAGGAAACCAGCAGGACCUAACUGAGACUGGAGCAUUUGCUGCCAAAAUUGAAAAUGGAUCUGUGUGGUUUUGUUUAGAAUUUCAUGCCCUCUGGUAGUAUGGGGUGGGGGGGGGUGGUUAAAAUGAGAACUCAUUUUUUCACAGUCAAGUAAUUCAGACAUUUGUCGAAAUGUAUUUGGAAAGUUC